CGGAAAGGGCGUGGCCGCAUCCCGGAAGCGCGUCGGGCCGGCCGGAAGCGGAGGCCGGGAGGAGAAUGGCGGAGGGGGAGGUGUCCGAGGGCUGCCGCCUGCCCGUGCUGCGCCGUAACCAGGACAACGAGGAUGAGUGGCCACUGGCCGAGAUCCUGAGCGUGAAGGACAUCAGCGGCAGGAAACUGUUCUACGUGCACUACAUCGACUUCAACAAGCGGCUGGACGAGUGGGUGACCCACGACCGGCUGGACCUGAAGCGGGUGCAGGUGCCCCGCAAGGAGGCCAAGACCCCCACCAAGAACGGCCUGCCCGGCUCCCGGCCCGGCUCCCCCGACAGGGACACGAGGAAGAGCCUGGAGCUGGCGCUGCCGGUGGCCCCCGCCAGCGGGAAGAGUUUGCCAGGGCCACCGGGGCCACCACCGGGGCCACCAGGGCCACCGGCAGGGCCAGCAGGGCCAGCAGCAGGGCCACCAGCAGGGCCAGCAGCAGGGCCACCGGCAGGGCCACCGGCAGGGCCACCGGCAGGGCCACCGGCGGGGCCGGGGCCCAUCACGCUCCGCUUGCACCUGCCCAAGGAGAGCGAGGCCGAGCCCCCCCAGCGCCCCACGAAGCGCAAGGUGGAGGUGGUGUCCCCGGCCACGCCCGUCCCCGCCCCCACCGAGACCUCGCAGGCCUCCGUGUUCCCCCAGAACGGCUCCGCUCGCCGGGCGGUGGCGGCUCAGCCGGGCCGGAAGAGGAAAUCGGCGUGCCUGGGGACAGACGAGGACUCGCAGGACUCGUCGGACGGGGCCCCCUCGGCGCCCAGGAUGACGGGCAGCCUGGUGUCGGACCGCAGCCACGACGACAUCGUCACCAGGAUGAAGAACAUCGAGUGCAUCGAGCUGGGCCGGCACCGCCUCAAGCCCUGGUACUUCUCGCCCUACCCGCAGGAGCUGACCGGGCUGCCGGUGCUCUACCUGUGCGAGUUCUGCCUCAAGUACGGCCACAGCCUGCGCUGCCUCCAGAGGCACCUGACCAAGUGUGACCUGCGGCACCCCCCCGGCAACGAGAUUUACCGCAAGGGCACCAUCUCCUUCUUCGAGAUCGACGGCCGCAAGAACAAGAGCUACUCCCAGAACCUCUGCCUCCUGGCCAAGUGUUUCCUGGACCACAAGACCCUUUACUACGACACCGACCCCUUCCUCUUCUACGUCAUGACCGAGUACGACUGCAAAGGCUUCCACAUCGUGGGCUACUUCUCCAAGGAGAAGGAGUCGACCGAGGAUUACAACGUGGCCUGCAUCCUGACCCUGCCCCCGUACCAGCGCCGCGGCUACGGCAAGCUGCUCAUCGAGUUCAGUUACGAGCUCUCCAAGGUGGAGGGCAAGACGGGCACCCCCGAGAAGCCGCUCUCGGACCUGGGGCUGCUCUCCUACCGCAGUUACUGGUCCCAGACCAUCCUGGAGAUCCUCAUGGGGCUCAAGGCCGAGGCCGGCGAGCGGCCCCAGAUCACCAUCAAUGAGAUCAGCGAGAUCACCAGCAUCAAGAAGGAGGACGUGAUCUCCACCCUGCAGUACCUGAACCUCAUCAACUACUACAAGGGUCAGUACAUCCUGACGCUCUCCGAGGACAUCGUCGAGGGCCACGAGCGCGCCAUGCUCAAGCGCCUGCUGCGCAUCGACGCCAAGUGCCUGCACUUCACCCCCAAGGACUGGAGCAAGCGCGGCAAGUGGUGAGGCCACGCCCCGGCCACGCCCACCCGGGCCACGCCCAUCCGGGCCACGCCUCGGCGGACCACGCCCUGCCGGACCACGCCCUGGCAGGCCACACCCCAGGCACGCCCUGCCAGGCUGGGCCGCACCCUGCCCGGCCACGCCCCACCGGGCCACGCCCCAUUCGUUACGUGGUGCCGCUCAUUAAAAAACACCUGGCCCCGCCCACACCUGGCGCUGCAAAUCCUUUAUUGGCCAUUAAAAGGGUGGGGUGUUAUCAGGCCACACCCACUGUGGGAGUGGCACUAGGUGAGGGUGUGGCUUUGGGAGGCUCCACCCACAGCAGGAGUGGCUUCAUUUGUGGGUGGAGCCUCCUCUGAACAUAUCUGGUCUUUUAAUUAAAGUAGGUGGAGCUUCCACAGGCUCCACCCACACUGGGAGGA
This is a messenger RNA of Haemorhous mexicanus (house finch), 2137 nucleotides long. It is a transcript of the gene KAT5, whose product is annotated as lysine acetyltransferase 5. Lineage: Eukaryota; Metazoa; Chordata; Aves; Passeriformes; Fringillidae. Gene Ontology annotation, molecular function: histone acetyltransferase activity. The record is from RefSeq and is a predicted model, not a curated record. Gene Ontology annotation, biological process: regulation of DNA-templated transcription.